AUGGAGGUCUGUUACGCCUCAGGACUGACUAGCGCAGGAACGGGUUUCCUGAGCGGUCGUACAUUGCCUGGCAAACAACAACAGGACAGCUUUCAAGCACUUGGACCACACCCUGAUCAGAAUGUACUACGCCAAUAUCCUUCCGUCACCAAGAGGAUUAUACUGAGCGGUGAAGGGCACCGCCUUUGCAGUUCUCUCCCUCGUCAGACGGCUCCACUGGCUGGAAAGUGCGGCAAGUUCUUCUACGAACAAGCACGCAGCAGAUACCACAGGAUCAGCGCACUGGCAAAAGAGGAAGUUGCAGGGCCUGAAAGCAAUGCAGCUGUCGAAGAGGCAAGCGACGAAAACGGCGCAUCUGACGAGUAUGUGGAGAUUGGUGUGGUGGUUGGAACGCACGGAAUUAAGGGAGAGGUGGUCAUUCGGUCGCUAACCGACUUCCCUAAGAAGAGGUUUGGCACUCCUGGGGUGCGGUGGUUCCGCCGGCCAGGGAGGCGGCAGCAGGCGCUGAUCGAAGUGGAACUGCUCAAGGGGAGGAGGGGGCCAUCCAGGAAGGGCAAGGAUGACUCCAUCUUGCUCAAAUUCAAGGGCAUCGACACCCCUGAAGAUGCCGCAACCUACCAGGGCUGCUCUCUCCUGGCGCUGGCAGACGACCGCCCGCAACUGCAGGAGGACGAGUUUUACACGCGGGACUUGGUGGGGGUCGAGGUGGUGCUGAAAGAGACCGGCGAGAUUGUCGGGAUCGUGGACGAUGUGUACUCGGUUGGGGCCCGGGACCUGCUCAAAGUGCGCAGGACAGACUUGAAGGCGGCAGAUAGUGGCAAGGUCUUCCACUCCUGGGUCCCCUUCGUCGAAGAGAUCGUUCCAGUCGUCGACAUGGCCUCUCGCCGCAUCCAGCUGACCCCCCCAAAAGGCCUCCUCGAUCUCAACAUUAAGCUGGGGCCUUCGCCCGCCGAGGAACGUCGCGAGAAGCUGCUCGCGCAGAUCCGGCGAAAGCGCGUAAUCGGCAAGAUGAGGAAACAGUUCACGCGGGAGGGCCAGGAGCACCUGUUUGCGGGGCUGUACGAGGGGGGGGAACAGGAGCGGGAGGCGCUGCUUGAGGACCUUAAGAGCCUCAACCUCCAGAGCCUUCGAGCCGCUAUAACGUCCGCCCAAAGCCUCUCCGCCGCCGCACCCGUCAAACCGUACCCGCCGCCGCCCUUCCCAAAGGCCAUCUGGGGCGAGCGGGGGCUCGAUCCGGCCGGAAGCCCGCUGGAAGAGCCAACGGAAACGGAUCAGAACGCGGAGGCCACGCUCCGCUGGUGGCAAGAAGGUCUGCGAAUGGUGGCGAGAGGAGAAGUGGCUGCUAUGGUCCUGGCUGGGGGACAAGGCACUCGGCUGGGCCCCCAGGCGCCGCCCGCCAAGGGCAUGCUGGACAUUGGCCUGCCGAGCGGGAAGAGCCUGUUCCAGCUGCAAGCGGAGCGCCUCCGGAAAGUGCAGGAGCUAGCGAAGCAGAGCACGGAGGGCGACGUCAGCACCGUCCCUCCCAUCCCGUGGCUCAUCAUGACGAGCGACGCCACCGACGCCGCCACGCGUCAGUUUUUUGAGGAGAAGGCCCAUUUCGGGUUAGACCCCUCGCAGAUACUUUUCGUCAAACAGGGAAACAUGCCGUGCGUCUCGCUCAAAAGCGGGAACCCAAUUCUGCUAGACACCCCCUGGAAAGUCGCGCGGUCUCCGGACGGGAACGGCGGCGUCUUUGAGGCGCUGCACGCUUCGGGGGGGUUGGAAUGGCUGCGAAACAGGGGGGUGAAGUACGUGCAGGCGUAUGCGGUGGAUAAUGCGCUGGUUAAGGUCGCUGACCCGGUUUUUUAUGGUUACUGUGCGGAACGGAAAGUGGAUGUGGGCAUCAAAGUGGUGGCGAAAAAAUAUCCGGAGGAGUCGGUUGGGGUGGUUUGCUUGAAAGAGGAGGGCGGGAAGUCUAUAGAGUCUGAACCGGAGCCUGCCGGUGGGCAGGAGGCGGGAAGCUCUAGUGAGGCCGUUGAGAAGGAACUCGUGGAGAGGAUAAUGGCGGCGACCGGAAUGAGCGAACGGGAAGCGCGGAAGGAAAUGCUGAAAAUGGAGGAGGAGAUCGCGGCGGGGGGUUUGGAAGAUGAGGAGGACUUUGGAGAGGACGAAUUUUGGGAUGACGAGUUUGGGGAGUGGUAUGAGGACGAAUUUGAAGGGGAUGACGAAUACGGUGACGCCGACGAAGACUUUUUCCUGGACGAUACAGAGAAGCCCGACGAAGAAGAAAAGGAAGCAAGCCCCGAAAGGGGGAACGAGAGCGCCAGCACUUCCGGGCGUCGCUACUACGGCGUCUUAGAGUACAGCGAACUGCCCAAAGAGCUUAUUCACGCCAGGGACCCACCUAGCACCACGGACGGUGUAAACACGCCCGGGGAGCUCCAGUUCCGGGCGGCCCACAUCUGUGUGAAUAUGUUUUCGACGGAGUUUUUGUCGCGGCUGGGUGGGGGAGAUGAUUUGAGCCUGCCGUUCCACUUAGCGAAAAAGAAGAUCAAGCACGUGGUCAAAGAAGGCGCGGGGUGGCGGGAGGUGGAACCGUACGCGCCGAACGGGAUCAAACUAGAGCGGUUCAUUUUCGACGCGUUCAAGUUCUGCCCGGAGGAGAAAGUGGCGGUUUUGGAGGUGGAGAGGGGGGAGGAGUUUGCGCCCAUCAAAAACGCGUCCGGGGAGGGAGUGCCGGACAGUCCGGCAACGGCACGUGACAUGGUGCUGGCGUAUCAUAAGCGGCUGCUAUCGGCCGUCGGUUUAGAGUCGGAUGGAGUCGAGGAAGAGGCGAAGGAAGGGAAGGAAAGUAAAAAGGAUAAGAAGGGGAAGAAAGAGAAAGAGAAGGAAGGGAAAGGGAAGGAGAAGAAAGAGAAGGGGAAGGAAAAGAAGGAGAAGAAAAAGAAAAAGGAUGGGGCGCCCGAGAAAGAGUCGGAAAGUUCGGAGCCGGACGUAAUCGCGCAUGGAGAGAUCCCACCGCUAGUGAGCUAUGCCGGAGAGGGCUUGGGAGAAGUCGCGGCACUGAGUUGA
This is a messenger RNA of Klebsormidium nitens, 3051 nucleotides long. The record is from the annotation of a GenBank genome assembly. Lineage: Eukaryota; Viridiplantae; Streptophyta; Klebsormidiophyceae; Klebsormidiales; Klebsormidiaceae.